AAAUCGUUUAGUUACCAUGUGCGCGAAAAAAUAUCGCGAUAUUGUGAAAAUCGAGUGUCUUCUUUUACUGAUUACAUGUAUCAUCUGUUCACUUGGUUCCUGUCAAAAUGCAUUCGGAAGAAAAAACUUCGAGACAAGAGACGAUCUAAAUUUCGAUGAAGAAGCCGACAAUCUAUGGAACGCGUCUCCCGAGGGCGGAAGGACGCUCGAUGAAGAAAAGGCCCUUAUGGACGAAGAAGUUGCAGUAGAUACGGAACCAGUGCCUCAGGGAAACGACCAAGAGAAUGGGGGCUUCUAUCCUGCUUCAGACUUUUCGACAGUUUCAUCUAUCACGAAGUGGAAAGACGACAACGAGCGAGGCCAUAAAAAUAAGAGACUUAAUAAGUCGACGAAGGAUGUUUCCGCGGAUAUUCGCGGCAGGGAAAUGAAAAGCACUUGUGUGCAAAUUAAGAAAGAACCGGACUCCGACUACGAUCUCACGGAAAAUGAAAUUAAAAGACUCCGGGGGCAAGAUGAGCGGCUGAGGAAAUACCGCGGACAGAACCGACGAAAGCGGAAGUACCUAAAUAAAAACUCGAACAGGGAAAGAAGAAUACGAAAAAAUAAAAGGGAGAGAAGCGGAAGACGAAGAAAAGUCAGGCGAAGGAAGAAUGAUAAUACAGUUCGUCUUUUCUUUGCUGGAUUGAAGACUAACGAGACUAACGUUACUUUAGAACCCUUCUCAAAUUUAACUACCAACAGGGACAUGAACGACCAGGAUGCGAGAAACAAGUCUGAACAGACUCUAGAAAAUCCUACUUUGACGACAUCGAUCAGCCCAUCACAGCUAACAACUGAAUCAAAAGCCCCAUUUCCUCCCGAACCGACAAAACGCUACCACUACGCUGGCUUUAAGGAUGGAACAGUAGAAAAAGAAUUCUCGAAAUACCUCGAAAGAGAAAUCUCAAAGUCGAUAUUAGAAAACCUGCCGUACAUCGAGAGCUACUCCGAAGAGAAACCUACCAGGAAAACAGGAUAUCCCGAUCCGCUCGAAAACGAAAUAAAGACGUUGAACGAACAGAGGCAAGUGGAGGCUCGAUAUCGAGUUCCGAAGCCAAGUGGAUACGAAAGUCCUCGAUUUGAUCUGCAAAGUAUGUUAGGAUAUUCUAGAACUGAGGAAGAUUUACCUAUACUGGAAAUGGAGAAGGAAGUUCUUCAGAGGACGAUGGAGGAUUAUAACGCUUAUAUGUCGUCAAACUUAUUGGCUGGGAAAUUGACUGGCGCCCGGAAGCAGCCAAUCAAGAGCGACGGUAAUGAAUCGAAGCGGAAAGAGUCGGAGGAGGAGGAAAAGGACAUUUUGCCGAAGGUGAUGGAUGACGAAGAAAUCAGGGGAGAUCUGUCCUGUGUAAAUGGGACAUUUCUACCCGCACCACUCGUCUCGAAUGCUCUGAUCAAAUAUGUAAAGUCUUCAAUCCCUGGGCAAGAAUACCUUGAAGCUGACUAUGAAUGUGCCCCUGGAUUCUAUAUGGUUCCUAAAAACAACAGAUUGCUCUGCAAAAAUCGGCGUUGGGUCGGUCAAUUGCCAAAAUGCAAAUUCAGACCAAAAAUUGACGAAUUGUGUGCUCAAUCUCACUGUGAGCAAAUUUGUAAGGUAAUUGACGGUCAGGAGGAAUGCUUCUGCAGAGAGGGAUUCAAGCCAGAAGGAACAAAAUGCAAAGACAUUAAUGAAUGCGAAGAAGACAACGGAAACUGUGAGUUUAAAUGCGUAAACACGGUAGGAUCGUAUCGUUGCGAGUGUCCCGAGGGAAUGACGCAAGGAGAAGAUAAAUAUACCUGUGCAGAUAUCAACGAAUGUGUUUCAAACGAGGGACACGGUCCGUGCCAGGAUACGUGCCAUAACCAUGUUGGCGGUUAUGAGUGCUCGUGCGAGGGACUUCCGGGUACGAUUCUAUCCCCCGACAACCACACGUGCCAUGAGGAGGGUCCAUGCAGUAUCAAUAACGCUGGCUGUUCCCAUACGUGCCUCUCGACCAUGGGACGAGUGUUCUGCUUGUGUCCGGACGGUUUUAUGCUCGAAGAUGAUUGGAAAACUUGCCAAGAUGUGAACGAAUGCGCAGUGCCAGAUCUUCAGACGGAAGUUUGUCAUUAUGGAUGCAUCAACACUCCUGGAUCUUACCGAUGUGCUGAGUCCCUGGAAUUGAAAGAUCAACGCAUCUCUGGAAACUUACCAAACAGUUGUCUUCCCGGUUACGAACUUUCAAAUGACGGUUCCUGCCUUGACAUUAACGAGUGUGCCAAAGGCAAUGGUGGGUGCAACGAAGUGUGCGAGAAUACUGCAGGCAGCUUCUUCUGUGCAUGCGACGGUGAUGAGAGAGUUCUGUCUUCGGAUGGAAAAUCAUGCACUGACAUGAACAGUUUCGCGUGUCCUCCUCUAAAUCCUGCUGGCCAUGGAUACUUGAUGUGCUCACGAUCGAUGAUUCCUACGCCGUGGAUGGAUAGAAGAAAAACAACGAAUCAACCAGGCACUAAGUGUUUUUUAAAAUGCCCUCUCGGAUAUCAGCUUCAUGGAGAGUACGAGCUAACGUGUCUCUCUAAUGGAACCUGGGAUGGUCCAAAACAUGGUGAAUGUGUUAGAUAUAGCAAACCUCGUCUGGAUUGUCCGCCAGAUGUGAAAGCUGAACUUUCACCAGGUCGAGAUGAAGCAUUUGUGACAUUCGAUCAACCCUCUACGGAUUUGGAUUGGUUCCGAUACGUUCGAUCUAAACCAACCUGGGGCACCAGACUGGAAGCCAACCUUAAAUUGGGUGUUCACGAAGUCACGUUCUAUGCUCGACAUCCUGUCUCCAAAAAGCAAACAACUUGCAACCUACGAAUCACAGUCACAAAUGGGGAAGCACCCAAAGUAAAAAAUUGUCCGAGCGAUAUAGAGAUUACAGGUCAAAAUGGAUCAGCAAUCACGUGGGUGGAACCGACCUUCACGGAUAACGUCAAGAUCAUGAAGAUCCAAAGCAAUGAGAGCCCGGGACGUUCUUUCACGAUCGGGGGACACAAAAUCGAGUACGAGGCCAGCGACGAAGCCGGAUGGACGACCAAGUGCAUCUUCACCGUUGUGUUACGUCAAGCAUAGGAGAAAAAAUUCUAGGGACGAGAUAAAACUUGGAGAAAGAAUGGAAUAUCGGCAAGGAUAUGUUACCAAGGAUGUAAUCAGAGUGGCGUAAACGUCUGCGCUGUCGCUUCACUCGAAAAUUAUGUCGACGCUCUACCGCUGCCUUUGCCCCGUAUAUAUACAUAUAUAUGGUACCUUCAUGAUGUCCAUAAAUAUUCCGUAAUAUUCGUUGGAUAAGAAAA
This is a messenger RNA of Belonocnema kinseyi, 3327 nucleotides long. RefSeq lists its product as uncharacterized. The transcript is spliced from 15 exons. The record is from RefSeq and is a predicted model, not a curated record. Gene Ontology annotation, molecular function: calcium ion binding. The coding region runs from base 17 to 3106 and encodes 1029 amino acids. NCBI's taxonomy places the organism in Eukaryota, Metazoa, Arthropoda, Insecta, Hymenoptera, Cynipidae.